GCGCUUCAGAGCUUCAGAGCUUCAGCCUGCCAGCAGAUCAUCUUCGGCCAUCCUGGGAACUUCAGCCAUCUGCUCAUUUACCAUGGCGGCAUCCAAUGCAAGGCGAAUCAAGCUGCAAGAGAUCAUCCAGGAUAUCUUGUAUGAGCACUUUGGCUUCACUCCGUCGGCAUACUAUCGCACAGUCGCCCAAGCGGCCAACGCGACAAUCUAUCAAGCUAUGGACGAUCUCGAGGACCGCAUCAGGUCGACUUGGGGUCCCGAAGCCGUUCGUGAGGAUGGCUUAGAAGCACUGGAGCUGGCUUUGGAGGAGAGACUAGACUUUCGGACAGACGCCUUUGCCUCGUUCUCAGAUCGCAAUAUCUUCACUUGCGAUACAAGGCUGAUCCCGUUCUUGCGUCUCGAACAUCAUGUCGCGCCAAGUGAGCACACUCAGUCUUUCAUGAUCGACGAUGAGGCGACGGGCCUGAAGAAGAUCAACGUGGAUGCGCUUGCAACCGAGGAGCACAAUCUGAUCAGGGCAAUCGAGAUGGAGAGGGAACAUCUCCAUCAGGCUCAGACAACUGUCCUCAACCUCAAAAUUGCCAGAAAGGCGCUCGAUCACGAAGCGGAUGCCUUACGCGCCCUUAAAGCAGAACUCACGGGAUUAGGGCUCAAGGGCGAGCCAGCAGCUCGCCUACUCGAUAAAGCAAAGGCAGCUCAAAAGUCCAUACCUGAGCUUCAAUCGAAAGUGGCAGUGCUGCGCGAGCAAAAGCUAGAGAGGAGCCUGGACAAGAAGCCCUUCUGGCUCGAACGAGAGGACUUCGUCCAGUGGGCAGCCUCGAGGCUACUAGAGAAGCAUCAGGAGAGCAAGGCAAAUGCUAUUGAUGCGAUGGACGACAUACAGCGUUCGAUCGAAGCGACGGGCACAGAGCGAGAUGCUGCGGCUUUGCUCGGCCAAUUGACCACCCAUAGCGACCCCAGCGAACGGUCCGCGCUCGAAUCUAUCGCGCAUCUGGUCUCACAACCUCCAGGUAACGCAUGCCACGCUUGUCUUGCACAUUGUCGGACGGGCAGACUGGAUCGCAAGCUCGACUCUGCACGCCACAAAGCAAGACACGCAUCUAGUCCAGCGCAGAGAUCACCUGGCACCUGUCUGGCAAAUUCACGCCUUGCCCUCGCGUCUCGCACACACAACGCGGCCAUGUCGUGUCAUGCAGCGAUGAGACUCAUGCGAUGCGAUCAAGUGCACAUGUUGCGACGACCAGGAGCAUGUUACCAGCCAGAGUCGUCCAGCAGGGCAAGCUCGCCUCGAGUGCCUACAAGGCUGCCGCACAGGCGACCCUCUGGCCCUAGGCCGAGAGCAGACAGCUAUGCAGCUCGAGCAUCGCCCCGGUCAAAUGCUGUUGCCUUGGCCGAACGAGAAGAGUCACCGGUGGUCGAGCGAACUGAACAGCUGUCUCAUCUUCAAAUGGACUCGCCUACCGAUCCUCCAAGCUCAGAAGCCAUGCAAAUUGACAGCAUUGCGCCUCAGCCGUCGUCGUCAUUCGUGCCUGCUGAGGUUGUCGAGAUUGGAGAUAGCACGAGCGAGGAGGAGCCGACUUCUAUGCGUAGAUUCCCCACAAGACAGUAUGACAUGCGCAACCGGUCAUCCAAGCCUCAACUGAUCGCACAUAGUGAAGUGCCGUGCAAAGAAAACGGCUGGCCGAUACUUGCCGUUCCUCCAAGAGGGAAAGCAUUCAGACAGGGGAGAGGCAUGCUGGUCUCACACAUCCUCGGCGCUCCCUCUGCUGGCUUUCAUCUCGGCAUGCCUUGGCGGUGGCAAGAGGGUCACUUUACCAACUUCGAUCUGAAUAAUGCUAGGCUAGCCGAGCAUUAUCAGACGAGCAUGCAAAUCUGCGCGACUAGCACGAGCAAAGCGAGACCGCCCACAGUAGAAGAGAUGAGGCUCGCGAGACCCCAUCCUCAUGCUUUGUUUAAUACAAAGAGGCUUGGCUGGACACUACUCACGCCUUGGCCCGCAUCCAAGGAGUUCGCGCAGAACGGGACGGGGAGCAUACCACCGCGACAUGGCGGUUUGGGCACGCGAGAAGAUUGCAAGGCUCACCACUACAUCACCACGCCGUGCUCAAUCGAUCCGAGAUAUCUGCUGAGGAAGAGUCAGACUGCUCAAGCGACGCUGGGCGGUCCUAGCUUGCUACCUUGGUCACAAGCGACUCUACAAGCUCAGACGACACCGCAAGACGAUUGGAUCAGCCUGGUAGCAUGUACAUGGUCUUCACGCGGAGCAGCGCUCACGCAAGAAGCCGCCAUACCUUCUAUCAUUGAUCCCGAAGCUGCAACCGAGUUCGAGAGCCAAUUUAGAAAUUACCCACCGGCUGGCGAAACGGCUGCCGUCGGCGUGUGCAAUUCUUGGCUAACAAUCUGGAGGAUCUGUGACGCAGCUUUAUUCCCAAACGGUAGGGAUGCCUUGCCUAUGGGCGGCGAUACCUACAACAAGCGAAUCGCACCCAGCCCUGCAAGUCAGAAGAUCUUUACUGCUUGCGGCUUCGUUGCUCGCGAGAAAGACGGUCGACGCUUCCUCAUUGCGCCUGACCUCGAUCCGGCCACACUGGAAGGGUGCAGCAAUCGAGCCACAUUAGCAAGAGCCUGGCUCGAGAUCGGUUUGAUCUUCAUGUCUCAUCUCGACAACGUCAGACCGGGUACAGAAGGUCUGAAGCCACACGAUCGUCUUUCUUCGCUUCUGCGCAUUAUCGAGCCUAAUAAACUCGUUGAACACGUUCUAGGAGGCAACAAUAUCGGACAAGAAUGGUUUCCGAACGAAUGGCUCAGUGCAGAUGGUCGCGAUCCUCACUAUCGAGACCACCAAAUUCUUGGCACAACGCCAUCAGAUCCCAACGAUUUCAUCCUCUUCGCAUACGACCGCCAGGCGAAAUAUUGGCAGGAAUGCACACACCGAUGCUUUGACGCCUUGAAAAACAUAGCAGGUACGCGUGGGGGUACCCUCAUGGCUCAAGUCGUCUCAUACGAGCUCGCCGAGCACGUCGGCGAAUCACGCGUCAUUCAGGCUCUGCAAACGAUCGGCUGCUUGACCCUCGCAGAUCCUCGUAUACCCAGAAAUAUCGACGAUCCUCCCCUUGACAUCAGCGAAGAUGAUCUCGUCAAUGCGCUCAGCAACCUCGACUAUGCUGCACAGCCUGCCAACAUUCAGAAGGAGCAAAGUGAUGCUAUUCAAAUUCUCACACAUUGGAUGCCGAGUAGUGAUACUAUCAAGUCAAUUUGGCUCAGUAUCGCAGGUGAAGUAGCUAAGGAAGAGCCAAUGACGCUCGAACGCGCAUAUGCAACCUUUGAGAUCUCAGCAGACAUGCAAGAUACGGUAGAUGACGAUAUUCUCAAGGGUGUCUAUGCCGUCCGAAAAGCAGAUGGCGUGCUGCACUUGGAUGCUGCAUUGCGGUGUAUCGCAGAAGCGCGACAGAGCGCGGAACUCAAACGUCUCGUCGAAGGCGACGAUUCGAUCGAUGAUCCCAUUGCGGAAGCGAACAUGCCAAUUGGACUGCAGAACAUUGGGAACACGUGCUACCUCAAUUCAUUGUUGCAGUAUCUCUACACGAUCCGAGCGCUCAGAGAAGCAGUCCUGCGCUUCCCUACAGGCAGUGAAGAUGCGAAGAAAACACCACCGGAUGGACUGCGCGUCGGCGGUCGGCACGUCAGCCAGAAAGAGAUUACAAGAUCCCACCAAUUCCUUGCCGAGCUACAAGUGCUCUUCAACUCGCUCGCUUCCAGUCCGGUUCGCUCUAUUGCGCCAACGAAGCAGUUGGCAUAUCUUGCUCUGGUAUCAACAAAGGACGACGACAGGAUGUCCUCCAACAACGAUAGUGGGUCGGAAUUGACAUCGUCUACCAUCGAUACAGACGUCACCCUUGUCGACCCACCGGUGUCCACGAUCGUGCCGUUGACCCCGGCUAAGCGCAAUGGCGAUCAUCUCGACGUGACAGAGUCUCACAAUGGGUCACCUCAGAAAGCGAGUGCAGAGAUCGCGGCAGAACCUCUGGUCCGGACAGACACGCUCGAGAGAUUGAGCGCUGUCUCCAAAAGUAUGACUGCGCAAGAAGUCGACGGCGUGACAGAGAUCAAGCUGGUAGAAGAUGAAAGCCAGCUGGACAGCCUGUCCUCGCCGUCUAUUAUUCUGCCAAAAUUGCCGUCAAGGCCUGCGGAACCAGCCGCCGGCAAGACGCCAGCUAAGUCAGCUGCAUCACCUCUAGGCGGCACCAAUGAGAUGAUGUUCGGCAAGCAAAACGACGUCUCGGAGUGUCUCGACAAUGUGCUAUUCCAGAUCGAAGUUGCGCUUAGCUCAGCGACUCACGUCGACGAGCCGAUGACUGGCAUAGAUGCUCUCAACGUCAUCCAGAGUACAUUCUUUGGCAAAACACGCCAAAUGCUGACUGCUGUCGAUAGCAGCAAAGGCGAAAUCGAGCGGCUGAAGGAGGAAACUUUUGUUGCUUUGCUGCUCAAUGUGUCUGAAGAGGGUCGAGAUAUCUACGACGGUCUGGACGCGGUAUUCGACGAAUCGGAAGUCGAAUCUGAAGGCGUACUCGUCACAAGAUCGGUACAGCCUAUCCAUUUGCCGCCUGUGCUCCAGAUACAGCUCCAAAGGGCUCAAUUUGACAGGAUGACCAAGCGUAGCUACAAAUCAAACGUCUACGUCGCCUUUGAGGACACAAUCUGCCUGGAUCGAUACUUGACACCUGCUGGCAAGGAGCAUGAUGUAUCCGAGAAGAAAGCUGCAGCAGUCGCUGCUCGUCGCGACAUGGACGCAGCGCGCCUCAAGUUGGACAAGCUGCAAUCCAUGGAUGGCGAGAAGGUUGCAAGCUCGAUGUCUGAUCUCAACACAUUCCUCAGCAAGCUUGGCACGGACCAUGCCAUCGACUCGACGGAUGCACUGCCUGCGAAUCUGCAGUCCGAACUCGAAGCAGAAGCCAGGCACCUUUUGGACGAUAAGAAAGCGCUCGAGACAGCGAUCACAGACACCAAGAAGCGCAUCUCGGAUAUCUGGGCGGUCGGAUCAGAUUCUGUCAUUUAUGAUCUGGCGUCAGUCUUCAUGCAUCAAGGCGUCGCCAACGCUGGUCAUUACUAUCUCUAUUCGCGCGCGCUGCCCAAAGAGCCGGAUCGCUGGAUCAAGUACAACGAUUCGAUUGUAAGCACGAUCAGCAAGGAUACCAUAUUCGCAGACACGACUGGCUCAACGAACAACCCUUACUUUCUAUGUUACCAGACAGACGAUCGUCAAGCAGGCGGAUCAUGUUGCAUGUCCAAAAGAGCGAAACCAAAAGACACUAGUAAGAACAGUAAAGCACAUCCUCCAAUGAUCUCCAUUAUCCAGCUCAAGCGUGGAGCAUUGAGCUCGUGGUAUCGGGGUCGAGAAUCGAGAUUUGUCGGUCUUUGGGGGUAUCGCGCACGGUCGUACAAUGUCAACAGAUCAUCACAUAGGCAACCGGAGCAGCUCUGUCGAUAG
Messenger RNA from Mixia osmundae IAM 14324, 5488 nucleotides. RefSeq lists its product as uncharacterized. The transcript is spliced from 15 exons. Bases 83 to 5488 code for a protein of 1801 amino acids. NCBI's taxonomy places the organism in Eukaryota, Fungi, Basidiomycota, Mixiomycetes, Mixiales, Mixiaceae. Gene Ontology annotation, cellular component: nucleus; chromosome, centromeric region. The record is from RefSeq and is a predicted model, not a curated record. Gene Ontology annotation, molecular function: cysteine-type deubiquitinase activity; proteasome binding. Gene Ontology annotation, biological process: regulation of proteasomal protein catabolic process; proteasome-mediated ubiquitin-dependent protein catabolic process; mitotic cell cycle.